AUGCAGGUCCGCUCCACCUCCGCCCUGAUUGCGGUCCUGGUACUUCUGGUGGCUGCUGCGGCACAUGUGAACGCCACAAAGGCCCAGUCCGCCGUUGCCGCCCUGAUCGCCCAGAAGGCUGCUGCCCUGCAGGCCGCCCAGGCCGCCCACGCCGCCGCCGUCCAGCAGGUCCAGACCGCCAUCGCCGCGCACGUCGCCCAGAAGCAGGCCGCCGUCGCCGCCUUGUACCAGCAGGUGUUGGCCGCGCACGCCGCGCUCGCCGCCGCCGUCGCACAGAAGCACUCUGGCGCCGUGGCCGCGGCGCCUGCCGCGUCCGGGCGCUGA
Messenger RNA from Monoraphidium neglectum, 324 nucleotides. RefSeq lists its product as hypothetical. The transcript has 2 exons. Lineage: Eukaryota; Viridiplantae; Chlorophyta; Chlorophyceae; Sphaeropleales; Selenastraceae. The coding region runs from base 1 to 324 and encodes 107 amino acids. The record is from RefSeq and is a predicted model, not a curated record.